Messenger RNA from Durusdinium trenchii, 1544 nucleotides. Lineage: Eukaryota; Dinophyceae; Suessiales; Symbiodiniaceae. The record is from the annotation of a GenBank genome assembly.
CUCUUUUGACCCUGCUUGGUGAGUGAAGCUGACAACCCCGAUGUCGUCCGUGUGGAUUGCGGGGCUGCCUGCAGUGGCGGCAUAUCAAAUGCACGUCACUGGAGAGACGACCUGCCCGUGCUUGGAUGCUGCGGAAGCCUUGGGGGAGCACCUGGUGAAUACGCAGACCCAUGAAAGGCCGCUGCGGCUUUUUGGUGAUGACAGGUUCAACCGAGGGUCCAAGGUUGACUGCCUCAUGGUCUCGCAUGUGGAUCCAUUGUUGCAUCCUGGAGGGAACUACUGCUACCCGACGGACUAUGGCCAGCAACGAUGCGAGGUCUGGGAUCAGAGGCUUGAGGUGGUUUGCGCCCAAGGACCUGAUGAGCUGCCGGAGCGAUGCAAGGGUCUCUUUAUGGCCCGGAAGGAGAACGCUUGCCACGAGCUUUUUCACCCGAAGGCCUUGGCGCUGCCGUGGUGUCAUCAGUCCUGGUGCUAUGUGGAUCCAGACAACUGUGACUUGGAAAAGUCCAAGUCCUUCUUCUUUCCUGGCGCCGAGCUCUGGUACUCGUAUGAGACGUGCGCAUCAAGGAACUUCUUUGAAAUUUGGAAGCUGGUCCAGCUAGAGAUGUGUAGCCGCUUUUCCGUGGUAGAGAAGCCGUACGUGAUUAUGUGGCUCUCAUGUUGGACCUGUGCCUUCUUGCAACAGGUCAUCGACACAACUCGAAAGCUGGAGGAUCAGCAAGAUCGUCUAGGCAAGUGGCAACGAGCGUACUUGGCGCUGCAGCUUCUGGUUCUUGUGACGGAGACCUACGCCAACAUGCAGCGAAUCCCGUGGAGCGGCGACUUCUGGAGCAGUUACAACCUCUAUGUCUAUGUCUUCAUCAACUCUGCAGUCUUUGUGCGUGCUACGAUGAUGUCUCAAGUGGUGUGGGACUGGUAUGAGGUGCGUCUCUUGAAGAUGCCGGUCUUGCCCUACCAGAUGGAUGGCAAGGGCUGGACGGACGAGAUGAGAGCCGGCUUGCUGGUCUGCAUUUUCCAAUUCUUAUCCUCUCUGGGAGUCUUCUUCGUGAUCUCAGUGACACACUUGUUACCAGCGCUAAUUCUUUAUCCCUGGAUCUUUUGGGCAGUGGCUGCUGGAUUGGUGAAGUCCCGGGUCUGGAUCUCCAGCCUCAACUUUGAUCCUGAGAGCCGCUUUGGUCGUGCGUUGGUCGUGGGCACCAACUCUUUCCUCUCCGUUAUGGGUAUCCAGGUGCUGGUCACGUGCAUGGUACGAACUUACGCCUCUUGUAUUCAGGAAGGGUGGGAGCCGACCUGUGCCGGCCAGUGAGCAGAUCCUGAAAAUCUGGAAAAUAGUGGGAUCCUGAUGGACAAAGCACGCAGGAAUAGCCAACUGUUGCCAGCGACUUGAGCCGCCUGCCACUCCUUUUGACUCUUUGACUAGGACUAGAAUUGCUAUGGUUACACUGUUACACCUUACAAUAUUGGCCUCGAUCGAAGUACUUCUACAGAUUGGUUCAUGCCUCAUCUCCUUCUUUGCAACAAGCAUCUACUCAGUAUACCACAAC